Penaeus indicus is the source of this 687-nucleotide messenger RNA. RefSeq lists its product as uncharacterized. NCBI's taxonomy places the organism in Eukaryota, Metazoa, Arthropoda, Malacostraca, Decapoda, Penaeidae. The transcript has 3 exons. The record is from RefSeq and is a predicted model, not a curated record. The coding region runs from base 112 to 684 and encodes 190 amino acids.
AUAAUACUCUCAUAGAUUAUCAAACAGUAACACACAUUUUGUCCUUCUCUGGUCAUUAACAGACGUUGUUUUGAUUGGUGCACAUCCUCGCACGAAGCAGGAUUUUGCAAAAUGUUUCGCUUUCUGCGCAGUCUUUUUAGCUGCUGUUUCCCGGAGGUUGAAGAUGAGGUGGACACGGAUUGGGGUAGACCUUCCGAUGCUGGAAGAAGUCCUACCGAUCUCUUUGGCAGUAUUACUCCACAAGCGACUACUCCUCAUAUUCGACAAGGGACUACUCCUUAUAUUCCACAAGCGACUACUCCAUAUAUUCCACAAGCGACUACUCCUUAUAGCAUUACUAGUAUAACUAAAAGGGAAAUCUUGGCAUCCAAAUACAGAGGACACCCGUCGCUCAGUCUGCACUUUGGUUCCCGCGACCUGGAGGAGGUCAUUAAAGACAACGGGGGACGCCCUCUACUCGACCUGCACGGAAUGACAGUGAGGGAGGCCAAGGAAUGGGUCGAGUAUUUCAUCAACCUGCACGAAGACCUGGGGACAGACAGCAUCAAUGUGGUGACGGGGCGAGGCAACAACAGCGCCGACGGGAAGGCUAAGAUCAAGCCUGCCAUCGAGAAACUGCUUGGAGAGCUUGGGCUGCAGUAUCGGGAGAUGAACAAAGGGGGAAGCUUCUGGGUGCAGUUAUGAGGG